AUGCCGACUACCUGUGUUGCAUUUGGGUGCAAUGAACAAGCGAACAAAAAAUCUGAUCCAUCCAUUACAUUUCACCAGCUACCAAAGGACCCGAGCAGAAGAAAGGAAUGGCUUGCAGCUAUACGAAGAGACAACUACACCCCAGGCAAACAGGCACGGCUCUGCUCCAAGCACUUUAGACCUGAUGAUUUCGACAGGACGUCCUUGUGUUACGUGAGGCUGCGAGAUGGUGUUGUUCCCAGCAUAUUUGAGGCUUUCCCUUCACACUUACAGAAAAAAACAAGCAAAAGGAAACCUCCCAAAUCUCGCCCUCUCUGUGAUCCUGCCCCACAAGAAGCGCAAGAUAGUGGACAUUCUACUUUAGCUGUGCCGGAAAAUCCUGUGCAAACAAACUCAGAUUCGUAA
Scylla paramamosain (green mud crab) is the source of this 405-nucleotide messenger RNA. RefSeq names its product THAP domain-containing protein 2-like. The coding region runs from base 1 to 405 and encodes 134 amino acids. Lineage: Eukaryota; Metazoa; Arthropoda; Malacostraca; Decapoda; Portunidae. The transcript is spliced from 3 exons. The record is from RefSeq and is a predicted model, not a curated record.